AUGACAAGACCAGCAGAUACUGAAGACACGUACAACCGUGAAGAGUUGUUUCAUGUGAAUAUUCAGGUGAAGCAAGGAGUUGUACAAGCUAUCAUUGACCCUGGAAGUAAGAAAAACCGGAUUUCAGAGGCUUUAGUAAAAAAAGUGGGUUUAGACACCACACCACAUCCUAAGCCAUACUCGCUAGAAUGGAUUCAGAAGGAUGUUGACUUAUAG
This is a messenger RNA of Prunus armeniaca (apricot), 216 nucleotides long. NCBI's taxonomy places the organism in Eukaryota, Viridiplantae, Streptophyta, Magnoliopsida, Rosales, Rosaceae. The record is from the annotation of a GenBank genome assembly.